Molecule: messenger RNA, 4596 nt
Organism: Sinocyclocheilus anshuiensis
Lineage: Eukaryota; Metazoa; Chordata; Actinopteri; Cypriniformes; Cyprinidae
Gene: aclyb
Product: ATP citrate lyase b
Exons: 29
Coding region: 182-3493 (1103 amino acids)
Biological process (GO): acetyl-CoA biosynthetic process; citrate metabolic process; fatty acid biosynthetic process
Cellular component (GO): cytosol
Molecular function (GO): ATP citrate synthase activity
Source: RefSeq, a predicted model, not a curated record
GUAUGCACGAUUUACAAUGGUCUGUAUCCCACCAGGAAACUAAAAAAGAAGAAGAAGAAGAAAUCCGCGCAUCAGCAUCCAGUCAGCGCGUACCCCAGCAGCUGGACUGUAUCGCGUUUGACAGUCCCGAACUUCAAGACCGUCACAUUGUGUGUUUUACCCGGUAGUGUUCUCAGCUGUGAUGUCUGCUAAGGCCAUUUCUGAGCAGACAGGAAAAGAGUUCCUGUAUAAAUACAUCUGCACCACAGCAGCCGUGCAAAACCGUUUCUGCUGCGCCACCGUCACUGCAGACACUGACUGGAACCGCCUUCAGCAGGACCAUCCGUGGCUGCUAACAGAAAGGUUGGUUGUGAAGCCAGAUCAGCUGAUCAAACGCAGGGGGAAGCUGGGAUUGGUGGCAGUUGACCUGAACCUUGAGGGGGUCCAGGAAUGGCUGAAAUCUAAUCUGAUGACAGAAAUCACAAUUGGGAAGGCAAAAGGAAUCUUAAAGAACUUCCUCAUUGAGCCGUUUGUGCCUCACUUACAGGAAGAGGAGUUUUAUGUGUGUGUAUACACAAGCCGGGAAGGUAGUCAUGUGCUGUUCCAUCAUGAAGGUGGGGUGGACGUUGGAGAUGUGGACAAAAAAGCCCAGAGACUUUUGGUGGGAAUAGAUGAGAAACUCACGGAGGACAUGGUUACCCAGCAGUUACUUGUACAUGUUACAGAUGAGAAGAAAGAAGUGCUGGCAAGCUUCAUAGUGGGUCUCUUCAAUUUGUAUGAGGAUCUUUACUUCACAUAUCUGGAGAUCAAUCCACUGGUGGUCACUAAGGAAGGAGUGUACAUCUUGGAUAUGGCAGCCAAAAUUGAUGCUACUGCAGACUAUAUCUGCAAGCCCAAGUGGGGUGAUGUGGAGUUUCCUCCUCCGUUUGGCAGAGAAGCUUAUCCUGAGGAAGCAUACAUAGCAGAUCUUGAUGCUAAGAGUGGCGCCAGUCUGAAACUCACCCUGCUGAAUCCCAGAGGACGCAUCUGGACCAUGGUGGCCGGCGGCGGUGCAUCAGUGGUGUACAGUGAUACCAUCUGUGAUCUGGGUGGAGUAGAUGAACUGGCCAACUACGGGGAAUACUCUGGAGCUCCCAGCGAGCAGCAGACGUACGACUACGCAAAGACUAUCCUCUCUCUAAUGACCCAUGAGAAACACCCUGAUGGAAAGGUUUUGAUCAUUGGCGGCAGUAUUGCUAACUUCACUAAUGUAGCAGCUACUUUCAAGGGCAUUGUGAGGGCUAUCAAAGACUACCAGGGGCCCCUAAAAGAACAUGAGGUUACCAUCUUUGUUCGACGUGGAGGUCCAAACUACCAGGAAGGGCUGAGAGUGAUGGGAGAAGUUGGAAAGACUACUGGAAUUCCCAUUCAUGUCUUUGGCACAGAAACUCACAUGACUGCUAUUGUUGGCAUGGCACUGGGUCAUCGACCAAUCCCCAAUCAGCCUCCAGUGGCAGCACACACUGCAAAUUUCCUGUUGAACACCAGUGCUAGUGCAGCUACGCCAGCAAAAACCAGAAAUACUUCAUUCUCUGAACACAAACUGACCACAGAUGGCAUGACACCCACAGCAGGUGUUCCACGAGUUUCAUGGUCUGCAAUAGCCAUGUUUAAUGCAGUGGUUAAAGCUAAAGCCACAACUCUAUUCAGCAGGCAGACUAAGGCAAUCGUGUGGGGCAUGCAGACGCGGGCAGUUCAGGGCAUGCUGGAUUUUGAUUACGUGUGUUCACGUGAAGAACCCUCUGUUGUCGCAAUGAUCUACCCCUUCACUGGUGACCACAAGCAGAAGUUUUACUGGGGUCAUAAGGAGAUCUUACUUCCCGUCUGUAAGAACAUGGCUGAUGCUAUGAAGAAACACCCAGAUGUUGAUGUGCUCAUAAAUUUUGCCUCCCUUCGCUCAGCUUUCGACAGCACAAUGGAGACAAUGCAGUACCCUCAGAUACACACUAUAGCUAUCAUAGCUGAAGGCAUUCCUGAAGCUCUGACCUGCAAACUCAUCAAAACAGCCGAUGAAAAGGGUGUCACUAUCAUUGGACCUGCAACUGUUGGCGGUAUAAAGCCAGGCUGCUUUAAGAUCGGGAACACAGGUGGGAUGCUUGACAAUAUCCUGGCAUCAAAGCUGUAUAGACCGGGCAGUGUGGCAUAUGUGUCCCGCUCGGGAGGAAUGUCCAAUGAACUCAACAACAUCAUAUCGCACACUACUGAUGGAGUUUUUGAGGGAGUUGCUAUUGGAGGAGACAGAUUUCCUGGCUCUACAUUCAUGGAGCAUGUGCUGAGAUAUCAGGACACUCCAGGAGUCAAGAUGAUUGUCGUGCUGGGAGAGAUUGGUGGCACAGAAGAGUAUAACAUCUGUCAGGGCAUUGCAGACGGCAGAAUCACUAAACCAGUCGUGUGCUGGUGUAUUGGAACGUGUGCCACCAUGUUCUCAUCUGAGGUGCAGUUUGGCCAUGCGGGAGCGUGUGCCAAUCAAGCGUCAGAGACAGCUGUGGCCAAAAAUCAAGCACUGCAGGAAGCAGGUGCAUUUGUGCCCAAUAGCUUUGAUGAAUUAGGUGAUGUCAUCAAGUUUGUGUAUGAUGACCUUGUCGCAAAAGGAAUCAUUGUUCCAGCACAGGAAGUUCCUCCUCCUACCUUCCCAAUGGAUUACUCCUGGGCAAGAGAGCUGGGGUUGAUUCGUAAACCUGCAUCAUUCAUGACUAGUAUCUGUGACGAAAGGGGCCAGGAGCUCAUAUAUGCUGGUAUGCCCAUCACAGAGGUGUUCAAAGAGGAAAUGGGCCUAGGAGGAGUACUGGGCCUGCUGUGGUUUCAGAGGAGAUUACCACUUUACGCAUGUCAUUUCAUCGAGAUGUGUUUGAUGGUGACUGCAGAUCAUGGGCCGGCUGUAUCUGGUGCUCAUAACACCAUUGUGUGCGCUCGUGCCGGUAAAGACCUGGUGUCCAGUCUGACCUCUGGACUUCUGACAAUAGGAGAUAGAUUCGGUGGUGCACUAGACGCAGCUGCUAAACAGUUCAGUAAAGCGUUCGACAGCGGCCUGCUGCCCAUGGAGUUUGUCAACAAGAUGAAGAAAGAUGGUGUACUGAUUAUGGGCAUCGGGCAUCGAGUCAAAUCAAUCAAUAACCCUGAUAUGAGGGUGCAGAUCCUGAAGGACUUUGUGAAGCAGCAUUUCCCAUCAACACAGUUACUGGACUACGCCCUUGAAGUAGAGAAGAUCACCACCUCGAAGAAACCGAACCUUAUUCUAAACGUUGAUGGUUUUAUUGGUGUGGCUUUUGUGGACCUCUUAAGAACAUGUGGAGGAUUCACACGGGAUGAGGCAGAUGAGUUUGUUGAGAUCGGGACUCUUAAUGGAAUCUUCGUUCUGGGACGCAGCAUUGGUUUCAUCGGUCACUAUCUGGACCAGAAACGUCUGAAGCAGGGUCUCUACCGCCACCCGUGGGAUGAUAUCUCCUACGUUCUUCCUGAGCACAUGUCUAUGUAAACCUGGAACCUGUUAUAAGUAUUUUGGAUAAAUAUGUGGGAACAUGUUUAUUUUAUUACUUUAUCAUAGUGGGAAGGGGUAAAUUAUUCAGUCAUAACCAAAGAAACACACUAGCAAAAUACUGACAAAUAGUAGUUGCUAACGCUCAUGUUAAAGUAUGACAGUUCUCAGUUGAAUUUAUAAAACGGUUGCUUAUAAAGCAAGCUUCAUUUGUAUGGUACAGUGUCAUUGGCCAUCUUAUAUUACUAACACUUCAAUGCACCUUCCUUUGCUUUGGUUAUGAUUAACAAAUGAAGUAUCAUGUCUCUUCAGGCUGCCAGUUCUAAUAGUCUGAAUGAAGACACCACAGCCUGUAGAUGCAAAGCACCAAAUUCUAAAGCAUACUCUCAAAUGAUACCUGUUAUGAAAUGUUAGCGUAUACACCCUGAACCUUGAGUAAGCAAAGUGGAGGUUCAUACUAUAACAUUCAUCACUAUCUGGGAUAAAUGACUGCAACAGAAAAGUGAAACUAAAUUAGCUUCUAUGGUGUUGUUUUUAUGUGCAAAAUUCUAGUAUUUUUAAAAUAAAGCUCUUUAUUGGUUAUGUUGGACAAUUUUCAUAUGUUCUGCAGCAUUCACAAUUGGUCAAGGGUAAUCUCUUUAAUGCAAAAAACACUAUGGCAUUAAGUGCAUAUCAGAAUAAUCUAAAAUGUUGUGAGUGAAGUUACUGAUUCUAUCUUCACUAACAAAUUGAUGCCUUGCAAUGAAUUGGAGUCGUCGACAUGCUGCAUUUACAGAGGACUUGUUGAUGCUUGUGAAGAAAUGGAUACAGCUAAACAGGGCAACCAUCUAGGGUUUACAGAGAUUGGGCCAAAAAAAGAGAAAAUAUCUGGUGAGCAGCAGUUCUUUGGGUGGAAAUGCCUUGUUGAUGCCAGAGACCAGAUCAGACAUUUUGUCAGCUUGUCAAAUUGUGGCUUACCCUGGAGACACUUACAAGUAAUGUUUCUCCAGACCUAUUUUUUGAGUCAAACUCUCAGGAACAUUUUUCAUGUUAUUACCAUGAAUGAAAUUGAGAAAUGUUGAUCUUAUUUGAAGUGAAAUUUACAUAAAAUGUUGCUAUUUUAU